Molecule: messenger RNA, 399 nt
Organism: Annulohypoxylon maeteangense
Lineage: Eukaryota; Fungi; Ascomycota; Sordariomycetes; Xylariales; Hypoxylaceae
Product: Ribonuclease/ribotoxin
Exons: 2
Coding region: 1-399 (132 amino acids)
Molecular function (GO): RNA nuclease activity; RNA binding
Source: RefSeq, a predicted model, not a curated record
AUGUAUUUCGUUAAUAGCCUCCUGCCCUUUGUGGCCUUCAUCGCAUCUGUAGCAGCUGCCCCAAUUGUCGAAGAGCGCGAUUCUCUCGCUGCCACGACAUGCGGUUCGACAUACUAUACCGCCACUCAAGUGAACCAGGCUGCACAGAAGGCGUGUAGCUACUACACCUCCGGCUCUGCUCCCGGCGGCUACCCGCACACUUACAAUAACUAUGAGGGGUUCUCGUUCGCGGUAUCUGGACCUUAUCUCGAAUUCCCGAUGUUAACGAGCGGCGUGUACACUGGUGGAUCCCCCGGCGCGGACCGAGUUAUCAUCAACACCUCCUGCAAGCUCGCGGGUGAAAUUACCCACACCGGGGCUAGCGGUAACAACUUUGUCGGCUGCUCGGGGACGUCUUAG